UAGUUAGAAUACUAAGAUUGGCCUAAAGUAAUUGAAACUAAAUAUCUAUAAUAUACCGAGUUAUUGAUGAAAACCCUGAGAGACCCUCUAACUUUACUUAGGUAUAUAUAUAAAUUUAUGAUUUGUUUGAAGUUUAAACUAUUUGUGUUCCAUGAGUAGACCAAAUAGGAUAUUUGUUCCUUGUUUGUUUAUUCGAGUAAAUUUUGUAAAAACUAAUAUAUAUGAAGUCUAUUUUUAGGAUGUUGAUACUAUAUAGUACUCCAUCAAAUAAUCGAUCCCAAAAUUGCAUAAGCAUUUAGUGAGUGUCACUUUAUAACCCUACAGGCACACCUUCUUUGUCUCCCUUCCCCUACCUUAAAACCCCUUCAGACCCGCUUUAUUUUCACUAUUUCUGUGUUCACUUAUCUUCCCAUUAGACCUGCAGCUCUAUCUUUCAGUUUCAUUAUGGCAACUGCUGCUGGCACUGGCUCCCCUUGUGGUGCAUGCAAAUUUCUAAGACGAAAGUGUGCCGCAGACUGCAUCUUUGCACCCUAUUUCUGUUCUGAACAAGGUCCAGCUAGGUUCGCUGCCAUUCAUAAAGUGUUUGGUGCAAGCAAUGUUUCCAAAUUACUGCUUCAUGUGCCUGCUGCUGAUCGCUGCGAGGCGGUGGUCACCAUUGCAUACGAAGCUCAAGCUAGGAUCAAAGAUCCAGUUUAUGGUUGUGUUGCGCAUAUCUUUGCGUUGCAGCAACAGGUCGCUUGCUUACAAACACAGCUGAUGCAAAUGAAGGCUCAAAUGGCCCAAGGUUUCUUCGAUUCAAGAAACAUAGAGACUCAAUGGCCCGCAGGAACCGCUACGUAUCAGAAUUAUCCAAAUUUCGCGAGUAUUAUGAAUGGAAACAUUUCGCUUUCGCCCGAGAGUUCACUUGAAUCCAUUGAUCACAACAGUGAAGGAAUGGGGAUGCAAGAGAGACAAGGUAGAGAGGAUCACUACCAUGAUAUAUCUUUUCAACAAAUUUACAAUAACAAAAAGAGACCUUUCCCAAGUGAUUUGGGUGAGCUUCAAGAGCUUGCUGUUAGAAUGAUGAGGAACUGAUUUAGUUUCUAUUGACCCUAGAGUGCCAGUUUGUGCUUCUUAUGAUCACCAUGUUAAUUCAUAUUAUCAUAAAAUAUUAUCUUUU
Molecule: messenger RNA, 1159 nt
Organism: Lactuca sativa (garden lettuce)
Lineage: Eukaryota; Viridiplantae; Streptophyta; Magnoliopsida; Asterales; Asteraceae
Product: LOB domain-containing protein 16
Biological process (GO): positive regulation of DNA-templated transcription; hormone-mediated signaling pathway
Cellular component (GO): nucleus
Source: RefSeq, a predicted model, not a curated record